Molecule: messenger RNA, 1269 nt
Organism: Olea europaea var. sylvestris
Lineage: Eukaryota; Viridiplantae; Streptophyta; Magnoliopsida; Lamiales; Oleaceae
Product: SKP1-like protein 21
Exons: 10
Coding region: 139-1269 (376 amino acids)
Biological process (GO): SCF-dependent proteasomal ubiquitin-dependent protein catabolic process
Cellular component (GO): cytoplasm; nucleus
Molecular function (GO): cullin family protein binding
Source: RefSeq, a predicted model, not a curated record
UCGUUUCCUUAGCAAAGACUUUAUGGUCACUUUAAGAAGUUCGUUUUCUAGAGAAGAGAAGUUGUCAAUUUUAUUUGUUGCUUCCUCACUUCUGACUCCAAGAUGCAUAUGUAAAAUAUUUGUCCUUGUGAUCACCUAAUGUCGGAAGGUUCCAUCGCAGUUGUCAAACCAGAGAUGAAAUCAUUUAGCUGGCCACAAACUACCGAUGAUUCGAUUCAACAAGUAGAGGAAGAGGUUGCAAUGUUUUGUCCUAUGAUAUGUCAGGAAGUACAACAAACAUGCAUGGGAUCCUCCAAAAAUUAUGCCAUAUCCCUUCCUGAGAGAGUUAAUGCUGCUAUGUUAGGUUUAAUACUUGACUAUUGUCAAUUUCACCAAGUACCAGGUCGAUCCAAUAAGGAGAGGAAAACUUUUGAUGAAAAGUUUGUCCGGUUAGACACGAAGAAACUAUGUGAGUUGACAUCUGCUGCCGAUAGCCUCCAAUUGAGGCCUUUGGUUGAUCUGACCAUUCGUGCACUUGCCUGGAUGAUUGAAGGAAAAACUCCUGAGGAAAUACAUGAGACCUUUCAUUAUCUGUUGCUAGAAGAUGAAAAAAUUUAUAGUCCUCACCGUCUUUCUUUAUCUGAUACUGUUAUUAUUUGUAUAUUGCAGGAGGAGAAGUUGCAACCCUUGAAAAAUGUAUCUAAUGAUCCACGUAUCAGGCUUUUGAAUCGAUUAUAUGCAAGAAAAAGGAAGGAAUUAAAAGAUGGGCAGAAUCCAAAGAAUAUUGAGGUUGAAGAAGAGCAACCUGUGGAUGAACUCUCAGUUGAUGAUCUUUUGUCAUUUAUAAAUGGUGGGAUUGGAGAUUCAAAAGGGGCUAGAACUACUAAGAACAAAAGGAAAGGCAGGAGGAGGAAAGAACAGCCUAGAAAUUCUUCUUUAAACACUGAAAAUGGAGACAAUAAGAAGGAAUCAAAUAGUUUCUCUUCUGGCUGCAUCAAUAGUGACAUUAAUGUUUCCUCGCCGAGUAAAACGUCAAUGUCUAAAGACAUGGCAUCUGUUAUAUUUUCACCCAAGCUGGGCUUCAACGAGGGUGAUAGAGAUGAUGAGUUAGAUCCAGUGAUGAAAGAACAACUUGACAGGGAAGUCGAGGAUUUUGCACGGAGAUUGAAUUCUGUCUGGCCUGAAAGAAUGCAAGAGCUGUUAUCAUUUGGUCAAGAAAGAAAUGUUGUACCAGUAACUAUCAAUGGAAAUGGAUCUUUCAAGAGAUGUACAGGUUUGGACAGGAGAUGA